CGAGAAAUGAAAGAAACAUUUGUUGUGUCUGUGUGUGUGUGGGUGGGUGGUACUUAGCCAAUUGUGAGCAAAUAACAAACGAGUGGCUUUCCCUUCUUCUCAUCCUAUAUAUACCAUUCCCAUCACUCCCCAUGCCCUCUCAAUUCACUUCCUAUCCCCUUCUCUGAUUCUCUCCAUAUAUUAUCUCAAACCCCUCUCACAGAAUGGGAAGUGCUGGAGGAACUGACUAUGGUGCAUACACUUAUGAGAAUCUUGAGAGAGAGCCUUACUGGCCAUCAGAGAAGCUUAAGAUUUCCAUCACUGGUGCUGGGGGUUUUAUCGCGUCACACAUAGCUCGGCGCCUCAAGACAGAGGGGCAUUACAUUAUUGCUUCUGAUUGGAAGAAAAAUGAGCACAUGACUGAGGACAUGUUCUGUGAUGAAUUCCAUCUUGUUGAUCUCAGGGUCAUGAAUAACUGCCUCAAGGUUACAGAGGGGGUUGAUCAUGUUUUCAAUCUUGCCGCAGACAUGGGUGGGAUGGGUUUUAUUCAGUCUAACCACUCUGUCAUUAUGUACAACAACACAAUGAUUAGCUUCAACAUGAUUGAGGCUGCCAGGAUUAACGGCAUUAAGAGGUUUUUUUAUGCCUCUAGUGCUUGUAUCUACCCUGAAUUCAAACAGUUGGAAACUAAUGUUAGCUUGAAGGAGUCUGAUGCAUGGCCAGCUGAGCCACAAGAUGCAUAUGGGCUAGAGAAGCUUGCAACAGAGGAGUUAUGCAAGCACUAUAACAAGGAUUUUGGAAUUGAGUGCCGCAUUGGGAGGUUCCACAACAUAUACGGUCCUUUUGGGACAUGGAAAGGUGGAAGGGAGAAGGCUCCUGCUGCUUUUUGUCGUAAAGUUAUCACUUCCUCUGAUAGAUUUGAGAUGUGGGGGGAUGGAUUGCAAACACGAUCAUUUACCUUCAUUGAUGAAUGUGUUGAAGGGGUGCUCAGAUUGACUAAAUCUGAUUUCCGAGAGCCAGUAAAUAUUGGAAGCGAUGAGAUGGUCAGCAUGAAUGAGAUGGCUGAGAUCAUUCUUGGCUUUGAGAACAAGAAUAUUCCUAUUCACCACAUUCCUGGCCCCGAGGGUGUCCGAGGUCGUAAUUCAGACAAUACACUUAUAAAAGAAAAACUUGGUUGGGCUCCAACUAUGAGGUUGAAGGAUGGACUGAGGAUCACAUACUUCUGGAUUAAGGAGCAGAUCGAGAAGGAGAAGGCUCAAGGUAUUGAUAUAUCAGUGUAUGGGUCUUCCAAAGUGGUGCAGACUCAAGCCCCAGUUCAACUAGGCUCACUUCGAGCAGCAGAUGGCAAAGAAUGAGGUGGUCAACAUAUGGCUGUAGUAGUAUUCACCUAAAUGUUUCAAGUGAAGAGUUGGAUUAUAUACAGCAACUAAAUAGCGGUAUCUGGUUAUUUUUAAUUAGCUGCUAAGGAUUUCUUAUGUAUCUGCUGGUUGUUCAUGUUUGAAUCGGAAGCCCUGAUGUUCCUAAUGUAUUUUAUAUAGUUUUUUAAGGCACUUCGUGGUGCUUAAGGUGGUUUACUGCACUAGAAGCUCUAAAUUAUUUGUUUUGAAUUUUGAUGUCUAAAUAAUUGAUUAGUAAGCAAAUAAUCUUUUCUUCCUUGUGAA
Messenger RNA from Glycine soja, 1640 nucleotides. Its product is annotated as GDP-mannose 3,5-epimerase 2-like. The transcript has 7 exons. The coding region runs from base 204 to 1334 and encodes 376 amino acids. Lineage: Eukaryota; Viridiplantae; Streptophyta; Magnoliopsida; Fabales; Fabaceae. The record is from RefSeq and is a predicted model, not a curated record. Gene Ontology annotation, molecular function: NAD binding; GDP-mannose 3,5-epimerase activity.